GCCGUAGUUGUCGGUUUAGUAAAUUGCAGUUGGUUCGUAUCUGUGCUACGAAUGUUUUCAUGUGAACGUGACGCUGACCUUCCAGGUUAAGCCGUGAACAUUUUUCAACAUUCCCCAAAACCUGUAAAAACGAUGGUUGAAGAAGAAAAACCUCAACAACUCGACCCUUUGGAGGAUGUUAAAGAACAAGACAUUUCAAAAGCAAAAGAAGAGUUAUCUAAAUUAGAUGUUUUGGUUUGUGGUGAAUGCCACGAAAUUUUCCACUUUGUAGAAGAAUUUUCUGAACAUCGUAAAAGUGAAAAAUGCUCAAAGGAUUCAACUUUAAUUGAAAACAUCCAAAAUGAUAAGCAUAUUCAAAUUUGGGGGUUCAUGUUGUGGAAAAAUUCUAAAUUUAAAACUCUCGAUCCGGAUGAAAAAUCUCCUCCAUCAUCUUGGAAUGUUUAUCAGCUUUGGUGUAAUUUAGAAACACCACAAAAGGAAACUUGGAUCGCUGCUGGUAAAUCUUUGCAAAAUCUACAUGGAAUUUGGUCUAAUAAAAAUAUUGGGAAGCAAAAAAAAAUUAAAAAUUUAAUGAAGGAUGAUGAAGAUGAUUCUGAAAGGACUGAAAAUGAACAUGAUCCUUUGGGUGAUACUGAAUCAGACAUGGAAUUAGAUGAAUCAGUUGGAAAAGGGAAGAUAAAAGAGACCAAAGUUGAAAAUGGGGAACUCCAAAAAGUUUCAAAACCCAUUAUUUUAAAUAAAGACGCUGGUUCUGGCACUCAAAGAGCGCUGAGAACUGAAACUAAUAAGAAGGUAGAAAGAAAUGUUGAGAAAAUAGUUUCAAAGAGAUACAACCCAGGAAAGAAAACUCAUGAAUAUUUUAUUAAAUGGGAAUCAUUGCUUGAGGAUCAAAAUACUUGGGAACCUGUUGCUCAUCUCACAAAAUGCAAAGUUCUAGUGGAUGAAUUCGACCGUAAUCUUGCUGAAUUGAAAGCUGCCAAAUUGCCAAAAGGUUCAAUGGUGCAACGCAGACCUUACCGAAAACAGCUACCUGAAAGAACACCAGAAUUGAUUUUAGAAAGUACUGGACCAGGGAGGCCACAAAGAACUUGUAAACAAAAAGCUUUAAACCAAGUAAAAGCAUGGUGCGGAAACAUAUCUGAUGUUGAUGAAGGCGGCAUAAAACGAGCGUUUAGCGACUCCGAUUCAGAUUCGUUUGAGAAGAAAAUUAAGCUUGAAGAUGAAAGUACCGACUCUGAAGAUGACCAUCGCCCUAUAACCGUACGAAAAGUGUUAAAAUCUUCCAUUAACGGAAUUGGAACAAAAAAACCGCUCCCAAGCAACAUUUUGGUGCCAGAUGCGCAAGGUGUGGUGAGGAUUGAUCAAAAACAACUCCCCGCUUUGAGUUCGGGAGUUUACGUAAUGUCAAAAACGGCAGGAAUCAUCAAAUUGGACUCAAACACAUCGAAAAUUGCAACGAGCGGUGGCCACGCAGUUAUAAAGGUUGCCCCAAAAAUAGGGCAAACGAGUAUUAAGGUUGUUAAAAGAGAUCCAUCAAAUGGGUCAAGACCGACGUUUUUAAAUACGAAAUUUAAACCGGGCGUUAAACCUUUGGGGGCUAAAGUUAUUGCGCACAGAAAACCCGCGACUAUUACGACGGUUGUUAAAAAACCGGAUAAUGUUGCUAAAUUUGAAACGAAAGCAUCCGAAGAUGAAUCUGAUGGUUUGGAAGAAUUACCAUUCCCGACGGAUCUCCCACUUCCAGAACCAGAAAGCCCACCGGGCGAAUUCACUUUAUGUCCAUUGACAGGGAAAAUUGUUGGGAAAGAAUACACGGCGGAUGAAACCCAAAAAAAAUCCGAAGAACAAGAAAAUCCCACCGAAUCUUUGGAUAAUUUGGUUAAUUUAGCGGCAGCGGAUAUAUUAAAUGACCCAACGGAAAAAAUUGAGCAAGAUGAAAAAAUGGUGGAAGAAAAAACUCGUUCUAUAGAAGAAACUUUAAGUGCAAUGCAUGGAGACGAUGACAUCACAGCAUCGGCCACGACGUCAUCGAUUUUAAGUACAGCUAUUUCAAACGCUGAUAUAGAAAAUACUCCAAAUCCAGCGUCUCAAUCGACGCCGAUUACUCAUAAGAAAGAGCAACAUGAAGUUAAGCAGCAAAAAACCGCAAUGAAUCGAAGCAUAAUUAAUCGAACGAUUGUACCGAAACCAGCGCCACAAGCGAUAAUUACAAGAAUCACACCUGGCACUGUAAAUAGAAAAAUUGUACAAAAACAAAAGGUUGUGUCAUCAUCUCCAAGACAAACGUUCGCAAAAACCAGCGUUCGGCAAACUUACUCCAACAAAAGCAUUAUUAGAAAAGUUGGGAAUACUUCGAUUUAUAACAAAAGUUCUUCACCAACUGCAGAACAAUUAGAACAACAACAACGACGACAAAUAGCUGAUAUACAAAUCACCAACGCAAUGGUACAAGUAUCGUCUGGAUCGGUUAUUAAUAUGCCGCUUUUAGCGGAUAUUGAACCUUCAACAUCCACAAUACAGGAUCAAAUCGAACAGCAACCUUCAACAUCACAACAUCAAAUUAUCACAACAGUUCCGGCACAACAAGAAGCGACAACGGCAGAAGUUGCCACUUUGGAAUCGGAAACACCACUUUUAAUAACCGGGGAAGAUGGGACGAUAUAUCAAGUAGCCGGACAAAAUGAAGAGGGCCAAACGAUUUUAAUAGCUCAAGACGCAGAUGGACAACAGCAAUGUUUGCUGGUUACAUCCGAAAGUGCUUCUGAUUUAUUAGAAGCGGAACCGGCACCUAGUACUUCCGCUAUUCAAGAGGUGAUGGAACCUGAACCGAUUGCUGUUGCUGCUGAACCAGAAAGUGAUGGUGCAGAAGAGUCCCAAAUAGUUGCACAAAUUGUUAGUGCACAACCACCAAGUCCAGGUGGAACAAGAAAAGUGGUAUUAAUGUUGCCUGAUGGAAAUUUAAUGAUGACUGAAGUGACAGCGGAGCAGUACAUAGCAUUAGAAUUGGACAAAUAAACCUUAAAAAUAAUUGACUUCUAAGUUGUUCGUUACUCUUUGGCUUGAUUUGGAGGUUUUUACAAUUGGCCUGAUGGUCAAUAUCAUUAUUUUUCUCGUUUAGUUCUUUUGGUUUUUAGUAUGUUAUUUUAUGAAAGAUGUAAAGUAUUUGCAAGUCAGUCUGGACCCACUGUAUUUAUCAAGUUAUAUAAAAUUUACAUUUAGUGUAAGAUAGAUUUACUUGUAAUUUAAAUAUAGCUUUUAAGAUAUUGAUGAAAUAAAUUACAAUUUCUCAACAACGUUUCCUUUUCUACUUUCCUAAACCAUUGUUUGUUUUUAAUUUCUUUUUUGUAUUUGAAACUUUAUUAGCUUUUUUUGAAUGUAUAAAUUUUAAUUAAUAUUUGGAUUAUAAUAAAAGAAGAUGAUACUUUUAUAGUUUUGUUAUUAAUUUUAAUUGUGUUAUCUUAUAUUAACAAAUUAACCGAGUUUUUUUGUUUAAUUAACAAUAAAAAUUAACAUCGCACCAUAUAAAGGUAUAAUUCAGAAAAGAAAAAAAAACACUCAAAGAAAAAA
Onthophagus taurus is the source of this 3567-nucleotide messenger RNA. It is a transcript of the gene Chro, whose product is annotated as chromodomain-containing protein chromator. Lineage: Eukaryota; Metazoa; Arthropoda; Insecta; Coleoptera; Scarabaeidae. The record is from RefSeq and is a predicted model, not a curated record.